AUGGUUGACUAUUACUUCGAUAAGGGAGCGGCCGUAAUCGAGCCUAAAUUAGUCGAGGAAAUGAAAUCAAACUCGAUGAGCACGACUGAUAAGAGAAAUCUCGUCGAUGGAAUUCUGAAGAACAUCAAGCCCGUUAGCAAGGUUCUAUACAUCACCUUCCCGAUUCGUCGUGACAAUGGCGAAUAUGAAGUGAUCGAAGCGUGGCGUGCUCAACACUCUGAACAUCGAACCCCCACAAAGGGUGGUAUUCGUUACUCACCGGAUGUGUGCGAGGAUGAGGUUAAAGCCUUGGCGGCCCUGAUGACAUAUAAAUGUGCCGUUGCCGAUGUUCCAUUCGGUGGAGCAAAAGGGGGCGUUAAGAUCGAUCGCAAGCAUACAGGAUUCCUCGGGCCUGGUGUUGACGUGCCAGCACCCGAUAUGGGAACCGGAGAGCGUGAAAUGGGAUGGAUCGCUGACACUUACGCACAUACAAUCGGACACCUCGAUAGGGAUGCGGCUGCUUGUACUACUGGAAAGCCGAUCGUCGCCGGUGGUAUUCAUGGACGUGUUUCUGCAACAGGUCGAGGGGUUUGGAAAGGUCUUGAGGUGUUCAUCAACAAACCGGAGUUCAUGAAUAAAAUUGGACUUUCAUGCGGAUUGGAAGGAAAAACCGUUAUUAUCCAAGGUUUUGGUAAUGUGGGACUCCACACGAUGCGUUAUUUGCAC
Ostertagia ostertagi is the source of this 705-nucleotide messenger RNA. Lineage: Eukaryota; Metazoa; Nematoda; Chromadorea; Rhabditida; Trichostrongylidae. The record is from the annotation of a GenBank genome assembly.